Gadus macrocephalus (Pacific cod) is the source of this 3149-nucleotide messenger RNA. RefSeq lists its product as uncharacterized. The record is from RefSeq and is a predicted model, not a curated record. Gene Ontology annotation, molecular function: telomeric repeat DNA binding. Gene Ontology annotation, biological process: telomere capping; regulation of telomere maintenance via telomere lengthening. The transcript has 7 exons. Gene Ontology annotation, cellular component: shelterin complex. Lineage: Eukaryota; Metazoa; Chordata; Actinopteri; Gadiformes; Gadidae. The coding region runs from base 97 to 1692 and encodes 531 amino acids.
AAUGUGUCCGGCGGAUGCUUUGUCCCUUCCUCGGUCGAGAGCUGCGUGGUAUUGUCAUUUUUCACGGAAAAAGGAACUUGGACUUUGAUAAAAGAGAUGCCACCGACAUCCAUAAACCAAGAAACCCCACUCCCCUAUCUGCGUGUGCUGGUGCCCCCACUCAGGCUGGUAUCAGCAGCCAUCUGGCACACUGUGCAGCACAGGAUUGUAUCGGCCUAUGGGCUUCUGGACCAUGUUAUCACAGAGAUCACUGAAAUGGUCCCUGGGCUGCUCAAUUGCAGACAGAGGUGGUUGCUGUGUUUUAACUUUCAAGCACAGCUGGUACUUGAUUUGUGCCGCCCGGGUCAAACCAUCGACUUGAACACACUUCAGCCACACUUGGAAAGAAUGCAGCAGCUCAGUUCGUUGUUGAGCAAAGAGGUAUACAACUCAGCGGAGGGAAUCAGUGGACCAAGCAUGCUCAUUAUUCUUAUUCAAAGACUGAUAACGGACCAAGAAAACAGGCAUCACUUUUACCAGGAUGUUUUCCCCCAGAAAUAUGGGCCAGAAUAUUACAAAGCUGUGGAGUUGCUUGUGAUGAAAUUCCUUGUGGCGCUUGAGAGAUUACUAGUGGUGCCAAAUCUUCAACAGGUGGCCAAUAUGCUUGGCAGUGCUCCAUCUGUUCUGGCUGAAUGCGUUGCAUUUCCACUCCACCAAGAGCUCAAAUCCAUCUUGGAACACCAAAAGGACUGCAAUAAUCCCAGAAAUAUUGAUGUUCUGCAUACAGGAGACGGUGUUUGCACGGUUCCAUCUCCCCACUCCCUGGAGAUGAUCCUCGUGGAGGAGGAGGAGACCCUUUUGAAAGCCAACAUGUUGGAUGACUACGUGGACCCGCCUGGCAGAGCACAGACCAUGGACGUGGCAACUGCGGAAAAUGCCAGGAUGGGAUUUGACACAAAAGACACAAUGAGUGUAGAAGACUUUGUCACCAUUCGCCCCAUUAUGGUCAAAGUGUAUAGUCUAGAGGAUAUUGCUUGCCUACAGAAGAUGGUGCCUUCACAAAGCCCUCAUGUUGUUCUGGAUCCCCGCGCUGUGGAGUUACAUUUGGGAAGUAAUAUUAAAGGGCCGGAAGAUGAGAAGGUUAAACUCUGUGUGGGAACGAAUGGGGAUUCCACAAGUGAAGGACAGAGCUCUGCCUUUGUUAAGAUGGAACAAGACAUUGUAAUGAUUACCGUAGGAGACACUCCUCCAAAUGAUCACCUCAAAAACACGUGCAUGUCAAAUGUGGCACCUGCAUCGACAAUGGCCAAUGCGGUGGCACCAGCUUCGCCAGAUCCCUCGAGAAGCCCGGUCAGACCCAACAGAGUUAUCGAGUUGUCCGAGUAUUUCAGGAGGAGGCGAAGAAACGAGCCCAAAGCCAAUAGGACUUGUCCCACCUGCGGCAAAAUUCUCAGCCGCUCAUCAGAUUUGGCCAGACAUCAGUUGACGCACACUGGGGAGCGACCGUUCCAGUGCACUCAGUGUCAGAAAGCCUAUCAGUUCCACCACGACCUGAAGAAACAUAUUUUAAGACUUUGUCCCGGCGCUGGACCAGGAAUGGCAUCACCACAGACACCAGAUGACCAAACCGCCAAAAGCCUGAAUACGGAGGACGGCUCACGCGAACUACGGAGAACUACGGAGAGCUACCAGGAGGCUCCCCGGCGACGAUGAAAUGCGCCCUCAAAUAAAAUGUAUUAUUAUUAACGGAGGAGUAUAAACCAGCCUUUAUGGCCGAAGUAUACUUCUCCGACUCCGUAAUCCGGUCAAGUAAGCCUGUCAAUUUAUAUGUUGACUACUAACCAUGUAAAUAGUGCUGUAAAUAAACUUCCAUAGCUUUUCAAAUCUUAUUUGGCGUUUUAUUGGUCCUUACAGUUUUUCUCGAUUGUAUACACACAAAAAAUUGAACUAUGCACACAAUUCUGAAAACUUGAAGCUCAUGUAUCAACUACAAGACUCCAGACUGCUCAACUCUAAGCACAAUUCCACUCUUUUCACACAUAGAGAAAUUCUACAUCACAUUUUUGCAACUCUUAAGCACAAAUCUCAUCAUUUAGCACACUUGGUUCACCUGGAAACACUGGCCUUCAAACGCAACAACUAAUUACCAAUAAGUCUAUCACUUCUCAACUGGCAAAACACUUCAAUCAUGUGUCAGAGCAUAAAAGAGGCCUCAGGGGAGCUCUACUGUGUUGUAGAUAAGGUCCUCUGGCCUGAUCGGGAUCAGAGGUUGGAUACAGACUGAUUUACAUGUAGAUCUGUUUCACCUCAUUUAUAUUAUUUUUAUUUUUUGUUGGCCUACGAAAAGCUUUUUAUGCAGUCAGUUCAGCUGAACAUUUUACUAUAUUACAGAAAUAAAUACAUAUUUUCUUUGCUACCUUUUUGUACUUGUGCAAUGAUUUCCUCAUUACAGCCCACGAAAGACAGUCUAAACAUUUUCUUACUGUAGUGUUUUUCAUUUUACUUAUCAGUGCAAUUACUGUACUGUAAUUUGCCAAAAUAGGUAACAUUGGUGUAUUGUCAGAACAAUGUUGCAGUAUCAACUAAAGGGGUACAAUAUAAGCUGGGAUUUUGAGUUUAGCCCAUUGGAGCUCAUUGGAUAGACAAAUAUGCAUUGUAACCUAUUCUGAUACGAUUGUGUCAAUGGGUAGAUGAUAAAUGGGGGUGAAACAGUAUUUUUUUUUAAAGUUCAAAAUUUCUUGAGAAUUGUAUGAAUUUGUAAUGUUCAAACACUGUAGUUUUUGAAACUGCUAGAGGUUAGCAGAUUUUUUUCACGUUAUGUAAUUUAUUAAGCUUUUCUCACAGCUCCACACAAAAUAUGCCCUGCGGUGUGACAUGACAUUACAAUAAAAUUCAAAUAUUUAAAUAUUGUUGAUUUCAAAUACAAAUCAGGUAUGUUUUUAGUUUAAGAGGUAUUCUUAAGGAAUGAUCAUUACAAAUCUGCAUAUGUAUUUUUUCACAGCUGUUUUUGGAUUCUAUUCCUUACUUGUGCCAUCUUUUAUCACUCGCUCCCGUGGAAAUAUUGGGUAAAAUGAGAAAAAAUAUUUGAAAAUGUUGAUUUUUUUUCCUUUGAUAUAUUAUGCAAUGUUUUCAAAUGGACAUUAUUAUUAAAGUUAACAUCGUAAAAGUUA